UCUAUUAUUUACUUAUUUAUCAACGUAACUAUUCUCACAGCUCCAAGGUGAAUUAGAUUAUCGGCACCUCACGGAAAGUUAGACGAGAGAUAACCACUACCACCACCUCCCAUAAAAAUGGCUCCUUCAAACGAUGGCGACAAAACUAUCGCUCAGUUGGACAGUGAGGCCAUUGAAAAAUUCAAUAAAAAGUUGAAGGAGAGCUUUGACAGGGAGGCUAAGAUGCAGCGCCAUCACCUCUGGAGAGGCAACAAGAUAGUCCCCUUCAACAUCGAGCACAUGCCCUUUCCCAGGCAGAGGUUGGCAGAACCGAUGACGGCCGAGGACAGGUUCCUGAGGAAACAGUGGCUCGCCGAUCAGGUGCUCUCCCCCAACGAACCUCGUUUCAUCCCGGAAUUGUACCCCAGGAAUGCGUUCAGGAGAUUUUUCGGCAAGCCUUGGGAUGUCUUCUUUGAUGUCUUGAAACCUAUAAUUGGUGAGAGUAGGGCUUUCACUGGAAGAUUUUUUGUUCCAAAGUUUGCCAUUGCAAUAGGUAUAGGGUAUGGUAUUUAUUACCAUAUGAAGUACAACUAUAAUACUUGGGAGAACAGGCAUGGCUGGAAUAUAUACGGUUCAAAGCCACCCGUUUAUAAUUUACAGGAUAGUAUCUCAGAUAAGGAAGGUGAUGACUUCUACGACAGAGGUUUUAAAAAUCGUUCGGUUCUCAGAAAUUAAAAAGUUAGAGUCCUCCUAUUCGAGUUUAUAAGUCGGGAAAUUAAAAUAUAUCGAUGCUGCUUAAUUGGGGAUUUAAUCAAAUAAAUUGUUAAAUAAAUGAACCAAGUGAUUGGAUGAAUGAAUGAUUGAAUGUAUGAAUCAAUGAAUGAUUAGACAAAUAAGUCAUCAAUUUAAUUUAUUAACUAUUUGAUUUAGACUAUGGAAAUUUGUUAUGAUUUCAUCCAUAGUUAAU
Helobdella robusta is the source of this 946-nucleotide messenger RNA. RefSeq lists its product as hypothetical. The transcript is spliced from 5 exons. The record is from RefSeq and is a predicted model, not a curated record. Lineage: Eukaryota; Metazoa; Annelida; Clitellata; Rhynchobdellida; Glossiphoniidae. The coding region runs from base 118 to 714 and encodes 198 amino acids. Gene Ontology annotation, biological process: mitochondrial electron transport, NADH to ubiquinone.